AUGAACACCAUAGACUGCCCCAUCCCGCAAGCCGAGCUCGACGAGAUCUGCGCCUUUGCAAUCGACGUCGCCCGUAAAGCAGGCCAGCUCCUGCUUGAGCGCAUCUACGAGCGCAACGCUGACCAGGUCUAUGCGGAGAAGGAGAAUGCGGUAGACUUGGUGACGCAGACUGACGAGGACGUCGAGGCCCUCAUCAAAACCGCUAUCCAAGCCAAAUAUCCGACCCACAAAUUCAUCGGCGAGGAGAGCUACGCGAAAGGCCAGAGCAGAGAGUACCUGAUCGAUGCGCAGCCGACAUGGUGCGUCGAUCCGCUAGAUGGAACCGUAAACUUCACCCACGCCUUCCCCAUGUUCUGCGUCUCGAUCGGCUUCAUCGUAAACCACUACCCCGUGAUCGGCGUGAUCUACGCGCCAAUGCUAAACCAGCUUUUUUCGUCAUGCCUCAACCGCGGCGCAUGGCUGAACGAAACGCAACAGCUCCCUCUCAUCCGCAAGCCCUCUAUCCCGCCUAUGCCGGCGACCGCGCCAUCGAAGUGUAUUUUUGCGUGCGAGUGGGGGAAGGAUCGGCGCGAUAUCCCGGACGGCAAUCUGCAGAGGAAGAUUGAGAGUUUUGUGAAUCUGGCGUCGGAGCGCGGCUCGAGGGGUGGGAGGGGAGGUAUGGUGCAUGGGGUUCGGAGUCUGGGGAGCGCGACGAUGGAUCUUGCGUAUACGGCUAUGGGGUCUGUGGAUAUUUGGUGGGAGGGGGGUUGUUGGGAGUGGGAUGUUGCGGCCGGCGUUGCGAUCUUGCUUGAAGCUGGAGGUUUGGUUACGACGGCGAAUCCGCCACAGGAUAUAGAUGGACCGAUUGCGCCGGUUAAUCUGGGGAGUCGGCUGUACUUGGCUAUUCGGCCCGCUGGACCUUCAGAUACAGAGACAGGACGAGAGACGCAGGAGCGAACAGUUCGAGAAGUCUGGCGUCGCGUCCGCCAGCUAGAAUACACUAGACCAACAUUACAAUCAUAG
Messenger RNA from Aspergillus mulundensis, 1002 nucleotides. RefSeq names its product inositol monophosphatase family protein. The transcript is spliced from 5 exons. Gene Ontology annotation, molecular function: inositol monophosphate 1-phosphatase activity. The record is from RefSeq and is a predicted model, not a curated record. The coding region runs from base 1 to 1002 and encodes 333 amino acids. Gene Ontology annotation, biological process: inositol metabolic process; signal transduction; phosphatidylinositol phosphate biosynthetic process. Lineage: Eukaryota; Fungi; Ascomycota; Eurotiomycetes; Eurotiales; Aspergillaceae.